Molecule: messenger RNA, 2418 nt
Organism: Perkinsus marinus ATCC 50983
Lineage: Eukaryota; Perkinsozoa; Perkinsida; Perkinsidae
Exons: 2
Coding region: 1-2418 (805 amino acids)
Biological process (GO): mitochondrial RNA processing; regulation of mitochondrial mRNA stability
Cellular component (GO): ribonucleoprotein granule; mitochondrial matrix
Molecular function (GO): RNA binding
Source: RefSeq, a predicted model, not a curated record
AUGACUUCAACUCCCUGGGCAGCCGGUCGAUGGCGACAUGCCCUACGUUCGGUUCGAGCACUCGUAGUGGUUCGGCAAUGCCUCCCGUAUGAUCCCUUCAAGCUGCGGAAGACGCUGUUGGACGCUAGUCGACGACAACAGAAGGACGAUGUCCUGACCAUCUGCCAACAGGUGGCCGUCCCUAAUUCCGCGAUAGAUGCGUCUCGCCGGAUGCAGCUGCUCACAACGGCGUUACACCGUCUGGUCAAGCAUUUCCAUGGAGCUCAUGCAGGGCUCGUCGAUGCUCUCUGUGAUGAGGUAUCAAGAUCUCUCCGAUUGACUGAUAUUAAGACCAAUGAGAUCGCUGACGUUUUAUGGUCCAUCGGAAUGGUUGGCCCUGGUCCCUCACGUACUGGUCUUCUCAAUGCCCUAAGACCCGCCAUCAUUCCUUUGCUCAAGGAGGCUUCCUCGAGUCAACUCAGUAACGUCGCAUGUGCCAUAGCUAAGUUGGACCUGGACUGGCACGAUGAGGUCCGCGAAGUGCUGUCACAGUGCAGAGACCGGCUCGGCGUUCAGGGAACCCCCGCUGGUGUGGUAUCCAACAUGUGCUGGGCUGCCGCACGAUCUGGUGUUCGUGAUGAUGCCUUCCUCCGUGAGGCAGCAGCGAUGUGGUUGUCUCGAGAUCCAGCAUUAGUACCGCCGUCAGCAACGGCAAUGCUCUUCUGGUCACUAGGCAAGCUUGCCCCCGAUGAACCCUAUGUAACGGACCUCUUCUCAACCGCCCGAGGCCAUCCGCAACUCAUAGCCGACUUCGGUUUACGAGAAUGUUCGUCGUUUCUCUGUGGCUACGCCUAUGUCGCUACGACAGCACCAUACGAGGGAAUCUUCAAGGUCGCGAUGGCAUCUCUAAAGGGAGGCCCCAGAAGUCACCCCUCGACACAGACGAUAACUAACUGUUGUUGGGCGUCGGCGACUCUGGCGAAGCACCACGAGUCGAUAAAGUCAUCAGCGAGCUGCCUAGUGGGUAGUUUGGUGGCUCUGGUGUUGAACCUCCAAAUCGACGCUUUCAGUCCUCAGGAAGUAUCCAAUAUUCUCUGGUCGACAGCACUGCUCCUCGGUAAGGACAUUGUAGUCGACUUGGCAAAGUUUCUGCUACCUCACACGCCUGAACAGAUCCUUGCAUACACUGCCCAGGACCUAGCGGUGUGUAUGGCCGCUCUGACUCAGGCUGACUCGCUCGGUGAUUUCGAGAGUCCUUUUGUCAAGUGCGCACUGCAAAGAAUUGAGCAGAGCAUCUUUGAUUGGCCUUCGGAUGCUACCCACGUACAUGCCGUAGGGCAACUGGCUUGGUCCAUCGCUGGUCGUCCCUUUGGAGAGAUCACCCCUCUCGUGGAAUGGGCUACUGCCAACCCGGUUAAUGCUGAAGCCUUUGUAAAGGUCCUCUGGUGCACAGCUUCAACACCCGAGGCCCAGCAGGGUUCUCUAUGGGACUCGAGAAAGCUCGUACUCUUCCUCGAUGGUUUCACAGAGAGACACCUCAGCGAGUCUUCCCACUUCAAGCAGCAAGAGCUCGCCUUGAUAACCUGGUCUCUGGCCACACUACGGAUCUCCCAUCAAAUGCUCGAGGAGCAUUGCUGUCAUCAGGCCAAGGACCUCCUGCUUACUUCUGGCAUCACUAGCUCACACCUUUCAAUGCUCCUCUGGGGCUUGGCAUCAAACUAUCACACUUCUGCUCCAGCUAGUGAGCUGAUACAGGAAGUUGUAGCGCGUGUUCGGUCCAGAGAGCUCCGCUUUGCUGCGGCUGACUCGUUUCACGUUGCGUGGUCUUUGGCCGCCUUCGACGUCUUUGACCCGCAGUCGCUUGAGGUCCUCCUGUCGGCGGCAGCUACGUUCGAACUAGACGGAGCCGCUCUGCAGAAGAUCAACCAAGUCUCGAUGUGGUCCUCGUCCCACGGUUACGAACCCACCCCUAUGAUAGUCGAACUAUUUCAUAGAGCUGCGGGGUCGGCCCAGCGAGAUGCCAGCGUUAUCGAUAGUGCAUUUCAAGACCAAGUCACAACUUGUUUGCGACGAGCAAUAGGCAACAGUGACUAUGAGUAUAGGGUGGUGUCAGAAAUGGACCUCACUAAUCUGGGGUGCCCAGGAGUCAUAGUAGAUCUGGCAGUGACUCGAUGCGAGUCUGCCGAUGAGUGUUCACGGGACGAGGAGCUCCCUCUGAUCAUUGAAGUCGAUGGGCCUUGGCACUACGUCCGCUCAAUAGGGACGAGUUUACCCCCCGGUCAGAAGUUGUGUGGGAAAGCCGUGUUGAGACGGAACGCGCUGAGGCGGCUCGGGUAUGAUGUAGAGGAGAUCAGCUUCGCUCAGUGGAGUCGGUUGGGUAGAGAGGAACGGCAAAAGUAUAUUGAGUCUAUUCUAAAAGGACGAUUGAAUGCACGAUGA